Closterium sp. Naga37s-1 is the source of this 457-nucleotide messenger RNA. The record is from the annotation of a GenBank genome assembly. NCBI's taxonomy places the organism in Eukaryota, Viridiplantae, Streptophyta, Zygnematophyceae, Desmidiales, Closteriaceae.
AUGCAGUUUCCGUGUUGCCUUUCUGCCCCUUCCCGCGCCCCUCCCCCCCCCCCCCCACCCACCCACACCUCCUUCCCCCUCCUCCCUCCCCCCCCCCCCCCCCAACACCCACACACACCUCCUUCCCCCCCCCCCCCACUCCACAUCCACCUCCCUGUUCCCCCCCUCCCUCACUCCCCUCCUCCCCUUAACCCCCCCCCUUCCCACCCCUUCCACUCUUCUCCCCCCAACUACCUCUCCCCUCCCCCCCACUUCCCCUCCCUUCCCCUCCCCUUCCCCCCCUCAACCCCCCCCCAGGCCACCUCGCGCAGAGCAGUAUGGCUGGGGGUGGGGGAGCCUCUCCUUUCCAGACCACCUUACCUGUUUGUGUCUGCUUCCCCCCUUCCGCCUGCUUCUCCCCUGCGUCUCCCCCUCUUCGCCUUUUGCCUCAGGCCACCUCCCCCGUGGAUCCGCGGGU